Brassica rapa (field mustard) is the source of this 1917-nucleotide messenger RNA. RefSeq names its product zinc finger BED domain-containing protein RICESLEEPER 2-like. Gene Ontology annotation, molecular function: DNA binding. The record is from RefSeq and is a predicted model, not a curated record. NCBI's taxonomy places the organism in Eukaryota, Viridiplantae, Streptophyta, Magnoliopsida, Brassicales, Brassicaceae.
AUGGCGUCUUGUGAACAUCCAGAGGCGACAGUUGAUCCAAUGUGCGAUGAUGGUGAUGAUUCUAAUGCUUCCGGAGAUGAAGUUCGGACACCAAUUUCUCGAAAUAAAAACAAGCGUAAAGAAACAGAUGAAGGCGGUAGUUCAAAGAAGGCUAGAUCAUGGGUAUGGGAUCAUUUCACCAAAAAGAUAGAAGAUAAGGACAGAGCUAGUUGCAACUACUGUGGGAAAGAGAUGGCAAGUGCGAGCAAGUCUGGAACAACUAGUUUGUCAAAGCAUUUGAAUCUCGCUUGCAAGAGUUUCCAGGUGUGGCAAGCAGCAAAUAGGUUUGGUACACAAGGUGUGAUGUCUCCAGUCGGUGAAGAUGGUGAUCUUAUGGUGUGCAAGGUAUCUAAAACAGUCUUUAGGGAAGCUACAAACGAGAUGAUGGUCUUGGGAGAGUUAGCUUUGUCUUGGGUAGACAGCUUCGCGUGGAAGCAUUUCUGCGAUAAAACGAAGCUCUACUCACCUCAUUCUAGGAGAACAGCCAGACGAGAUAUAGUAGAGAUGUAUGUGAAAAAGAAAGAGGCGAUGAAGAAGAUACUUGGAGAGAACAAGCAAAGGCUUUCAUUGACUACUGACAUUUGGACUGCGCCUUAUACAAGAGCAAGCUACAUGGUAAUCACAGCUCACUUCGUAGAUGCUGGAUGGAAGUUAAGGAAGCUCAUCAUUGGAUUCAAGAACGUUGUUGAUCAUAAAGGAUCAACUAUCUCUAAGGUUCUUCUUGAUUGUUUAGAAGAAUGGGGAAUCAAAAGAGUGUUUUGCAUCACUGUGGAUAACGCUACAGCUAAUGGUUCAGCUAUGACAAGAUUUAAGGAAGGUUUCAAGGAGAUUGGAGAUGAUGCGAUGGUUUUAGAAGGUCGUUUUCUACAUAUUCGCUGUGCUACUCACGUUUUGAAUCUUAUUGUCAAGGAGGGUUUGCGGGAAGCUGACAACAGUAUAAAUGCAAUUCGAAAUGGUAUUUUGUAUGUGAGGUCUUCAACGCAGAGACAGAUAGCCUUUGAGCAGCGUGUUGAGUCAGGAAAACUUCAGAGAGGAAGCUUGCCUCUGGAUGUCACCACGAGAUGGAACUCCACGUAUCUGAUGCUAGAGCAGGCAAUGAAGUUUAAAGUGGCUUUUGAGAAGAUGGAAGCAGAAGACAAGCCAUAUAAUGAUUACUUCAACGAGUUUGUGCAAGGAGAGAAACGAAUUGGACCACCAACUAAAGUGGAUUGGGAAGCUGUUGAUAGGUUAGUUCAGUUCUUAAUCAUUUUCUACCAAGCUACAUUGGUUUUGUCAGCUUCAACUUCAGUCUGUGCGCACAAGUUUUAUCACGCUAUCUACACAGUCACGAGAAAUAUUAGUGGGUUAAGCACUGCUCCUGGUCCUGAUGCAAUAUUGAGGUUUAAAGCUGCAUCUAUGCUAGGAAAAUUAGGCAAGUAUUGGGAUCCAUUUGGGGAGAAAGUGGAGAUGAAUAAACUCAUCAUUGUAGCUGGUGUUCUUGACCCGACGAAGAAGAUGAAGUUUGUAACUAAAUGUUUUGAGAACUUAUAUAGAAAAGAGAGUGUUGAGGCGACUCAGUUAGCUAAAGAAACCGAAGACAUUUUAAGGGAUUUGUUCAAUGAGUACAACAGCAUUUACAACGCGAACAAGAAUGGAGGGCCAGGGUCCACUACUGCGUCUCAUCAUAGUCAGUCUCAAGGUACCUCUUCUCAGUCUCAAGAUCUGUUUGUUGAAGAAGUAUCUCAGAGAACAGUACUUGGGAAUGGUGUUGCAUAUGAGAGCAUGAAUGACAUCUAUGAGGAGCUUGGCCAAGAAGCUGGUUUUCAGGAAAAGACAAACGAGUUGGAUCUCUAUUUGAAAGAGAGUGCGGAGAAUCAUCAUGUGAUGAAUGGUACAUAG